This is a messenger RNA of Acanthamoeba castellanii str. Neff, 525 nucleotides long. RefSeq lists its product as uncharacterized. NCBI's taxonomy places the organism in Eukaryota, Discosea, Longamoebia, Acanthamoebidae. The record is from RefSeq and is a predicted model, not a curated record. The transcript is spliced from 5 exons. The coding region runs from base 1 to 525 and encodes 174 amino acids.
AUGGCCACCACGCAAGGGCAGACCACUCUGGGGAAGGAGGUGGCAGUUCAUGACAUCUUCCAGAAGACUUUGGACAAGACUGGGCACUGGCUCAAGGACAUCAAGAACGAGUGCAACCUGGCCGACAUUCACCAGGCCUACACCCUUCUGCGCGCCGUCCUGUUCACCAUCAGGGACCGGGCGCCGAUGAUGGACACGAUCCACUUUGCGGCCCAGCUGCCGAUGCUGGUGCGCGGCUUCUUCUUCGAGGGCUGGGUCCCGUACGACACGCCUGAUAAGGAUAUCAAGACGAAGCAGAACUUCUUCGAUACUGUCACGUUGCACGUGGGCAACAGGCCAGGCCCUCUCACUGAGGACAUCGAGCGCAAGACCAUGGGCGUACUCAAAGUGAUCAACAAGUACGUCACCAGCGCCGAGAUGAAGAAGCUCGAGAACGUCAUGCCCCACAACAUCAAGGAGCUCUUCUCUCCUCAAGCCCAAGCACCAACGCUUGGCAACGCCGAUUCGCCUCACGGCAGCAGCUGA